Lonchura striata (white-rumped munia) is the source of this 2491-nucleotide messenger RNA. RefSeq names its product T-box-containing protein TBX6L. Gene Ontology annotation, molecular function: RNA polymerase II cis-regulatory region sequence-specific DNA binding; DNA-binding transcription factor activity, RNA polymerase II-specific. Gene Ontology annotation, cellular component: nucleus; chromatin. Gene Ontology annotation, biological process: positive regulation of DNA-templated transcription; regulation of transcription by RNA polymerase II; cell fate specification. The record is from RefSeq and is a predicted model, not a curated record. Lineage: Eukaryota; Metazoa; Chordata; Aves; Passeriformes; Estrildidae.
ACAAAAUCUCUGAAGAUGGCUGCACUGCAGGAAGGCAAAGCUGGUCAUGCAGCCCCAGCCAUUGCUGCAGAUCCUUCCUCUCUUUGUCCCUUUGGACAUCAAAGGCUCGCAAGGGGACAACCCUGGCGGGAGGCUCCUCCCUGCUCAUUAGGCUCCAUAAAACAGGAACUCACCUUGGCUAGCUGUGCUUGGAGUGCCAUCCUCAUCCCGCUCACUCUUGACACUGGAUCUCGGAAGGAAGGGCUUGUGCUUGCUUCAGGAAAUCAGACCUGCUUUUGAACUGGACUAUUUUGGCUCCCCUUGUAAGAACUCUGGUGGCUCUCUUGGCCCUGCAAGCUCCUCGACGUCACGGUACAUGGAAAAAUGCAAGCUUUACCAGACGUGAAAGCGCCGUGUGAGGCCCUUCCUUCCCCCAGCCUGGAGCCCUUCCCACAGAGCUCCAUCGUGGUCACCCUCGAGGACAUGGGGCUCUGGAUGAAGUUUCACCAGAUAGGAACCGAGAUGAUCAUCACCAAAUCUGGCAGACGAAUGUUUCCUCAAUGCAAAAUCAAAGUCUCUGGCUUAAUCCCGUAUGCCAAGUACCUCAUGCUGGUAGAUUUUGUGCCAAUGGAUAACUUCAGGUACAAGUGGAAUAAAGAUCAGUGGGAAGUUGCUGGAAAAGCAGAGCCCCAGCUCCCUUGUCGCACCUAUGUCCACCCAGAUUCCCCAGCUCCUGGCAGCCACUGGAUGAAAGAACCUGUCUCCUUCCAAAAACUGAAGCUCACUAACAACACUCUGGAUCAACAUGGGCAUAUCAUCCUGCACUCCAUGCACCGUUACAAGCCGCGCUUCCACAUCGUGCAGGCCGAUGACCUCUUCAGUGUCCGCUGGAGCAUCUUCCAGGUGUUCAGCUUCCCUGAGACUGUCUUCACCUCUGUCACUGCCUACCAGAACGAGCAGAUUACAAAGCUCAAGAUUGACAACAAUCCAUUUGCUAAAGGUUUCCGUGAACAUGGGAAGAACACUCGAAGGGAAGGACGAGCCAAAUGCCAGAAGCCCAGUCCAGCCAAGAGCCAGAAGAGGAAGCUGCCUGAGGAAAAGGAGCCUGCUGCUGAGGAACGUGAUUUUGAGAAGGAUGAGAAUGUAGACGUGAAGGAAGAGAGUAACCCUGUGGUGGUGAGCAGUGGAUAUCCCUUCUGGGGCUCGGAGCAGAACAGCAGCCAGGCCUUCCCUGCGGCCUCACCAGUGCCUGCUGACCAGAGGGAGGCUCUGGCCAGAGAGCAGCAGGUGCCAACGCCGUCCUACCACACCUACCGGUUCCACGAAGCUGGGGACAGCCAGCAGCUUCCUAGCCGCGAUGCCGCGACCUUGAACGAUUUCCGGGCAAGGUGCCAUGCCUUGGAUCUCGCCAUGGUGCCCGAGCACGACUCCAAACAGCUCCCAGAGGGCUUCACCAACCUGCCCCCACUGCCCCCUCCUCUGCCUCCUCCCCAGGACUACACAGGAGUGGUGAACAUGGCUCUGGACUCUGUGGGGAAAGCCGGGGCCCGGGCGCCCAUGUACAGUCCCUAUGGCACCGAGCAGGGCCUGGGGCAGUGGGUGGUGCCUUCCCACAGCCAGUACAGGGCAAUGAGCUACUCAGCCUUCUCCACGGAGUACAACACACAAGGAACUCCAGGACAUGCCCAUGGCACCAUGGCAGAGUGGAGCCAGUAUCCUCUGUUCCCCUACGCUUGCUGGUGAAUGGGGAGGACCCUUCCGAGUGAAAAAAACUGAAAGAAAAUUGUAAAUGAGAUUGAAUUUACCGUUGGACUUGUGAAGCUUUGCCUACAGUAGGCAGAGGUAUUGCUGCAAGCAGUAGCAUGGGACACCUCCACUUCCUUGUCUCCUUGCACAACAACCUCACCAUAUUUCACAAGCAGUGGUUAAACUGGUGGCUGCCCCAGCCAUGCCAUUGUGGAUCAGACUCAGUGUUGUUCUGCAGUGGUUUUUUUCCCAGCAGGAGUAGGAAACCACAGGUCUGCAAGAACAGUAUUUAAGGAACUGCUGAACUCGCGGUCAGUGUUGGCACCUCACAUUUGGCAGUUUCCAACAUCCCUUCCUCCUGGGACUUGGUGAAAGGAGAUAGGGGCUGAGGACUUCCAGUAAGCCAUCCAUGUGGCAAAAAAAGCUGUAGAAAAUAUUGCAGAGACAAGCAAAGCGAGCAAUCCUGGUGAACUUUGAGCAGCUUCUUCAGUUAAUAUAGUCAAAGUAAAGCUAGAGUUGUGCCUUUCUUCCAGCAGCAGAUGACAGUAAAAUGCACAGCAAGGUGUGUCUGGAGCACAGCAGGGGAGAGUUUGCAGAGUCUGCAGGCAGGGGAGAGUUUGUUCUAUGCAAGAGAAGUAGCAGCAAGGCUGUGUGUGGUGUCUUCCUGUCCCCAUGCCCAUCCCUCCUCUGCCAGCCCUAGAUUCGAGGUCAGUGAAACACUUUUCUUUCUGUGAAGAUGGAGGGACUUUGUUCAUGGAAUGUGGGG